This is a messenger RNA of Pseudophryne corroboree (corroboree frog), 851 nucleotides long. RefSeq names its product mitochondrial ribosomal protein L23 (gene MRPL23). Bases 100 to 561 code for a protein of 153 amino acids. Gene Ontology annotation, cellular component: mitochondrial large ribosomal subunit; ribosome. Gene Ontology annotation, molecular function: structural constituent of ribosome. The record is from RefSeq and is a predicted model, not a curated record. The transcript is spliced from 5 exons. Gene Ontology annotation, biological process: mitochondrial translation. Lineage: Eukaryota; Metazoa; Chordata; Amphibia; Anura; Myobatrachidae.
GGCGCUGUUGUGUCAGCACCGAUACCGCGGCGGCUAGUACCGGUGGUUCCCCCGGUCAGUGUGGGCGGUGAGGAGGACACGCCGGUGCCCGGGGAGAAGAUGGCGAGCAAGGUGAUAUAUCCACUUUACCAAAUCGGAAAUCCACAGCUUCGUGUAUUUAGAACUAACUUCUUUAUGACUUUGGUUAGACCCGGUAAAGAGCUUCCACCAGACACAGUGCAAUUCCGUGUAGCUCUUCAGAUGACAAAGUUUGAUAUUCAGAAUUAUCUGCAGAGUAUAUACAGUGUGCCGGUGGCUGCGGUGCGCACUCGCAUCCAGUAUGGUAGCAACCGGAAAAGAAACCAUCUGAGACAGAAGGUGAAGCGCCCGGAUUACAAGGUAGCCUACGUACAGUUGGGCCAAGGACAAACCUUUCAGUUCCCUGACCUCUUUCCAGAGAAGGAAACCUCUGUCGAAUCUGGUUCCUUUGAAGAACUGCAAGAAAAAUAUUUGGAGACUGAGAAACAGCGUUUGCACAGUGACCCACGUAGGGGCGGACUUAAUGACUGGUUUGGACUUUAAUGCCCUUAUUUAUAAAAACCCAAUGACCGUAACCCGAUCCGGUGCUGCUUCAGUACAUGAUGUCUAAAUCUGGAGACCAGUUUUUCCAUACUCCAUUUUUCUUAUAAGAUCCAUUUCUAUUCCACAAUGGAUAAAUAGAGCCUUGAGAGUUGUCUUAUGCUUAUUUAUUUCAAUUUUCUUUACAGCAAAAUCUUUAUUCCUGGAUGUAAACAUGAGCAGUGCUUUGGGAUCUGUUACAUAUUGGGGAUUGAACAGUCAACUCAUUUAUAAAUACAUUACUUUGUGUAUAA